AAACAAAAAACAGUACUUUUUUGUGAUUAUUACUUUGUGGCACCCAGUGAGUUUAGAAAAUUUUUUGUUAUCGGAAGUCAGCGACGUCGCUAACUUCACGCAGGUCAAUAAGUUAGGUUAACAAACCUAGUGGAAAAUCAUGAGUGCCGUCAAAGAAAUGUCAAACUUCUUACGGAGUCUUGGAAGUCAAGCUUUGAGCGUGCCCGAAGAAGAAAGGCCAGGAUUGUUUAAAAGUUUAUCAGACUUUAUUUCAAGUUCUGAAACUGGUUCCAUUGAUAUAAAAGGUAUUUGUAAAAUGUUAGCAACUACAUUAACAAAGUACAAGGACAACGCGUCGCAACAACUUGUAAGGAACCUGAUAGUAGAUAUGUUAAAGUUUCAUCAUGAUGCUUCUAUUGAAGGUAUGAUGAUGGUGUUUAAAGUAUUGGCUUUGAAAGAACUUCCGAAUGCUCCGCCGGGAAAGGCUUCAAAAGCUGCUUUAAUAGCUCUUGGUUGGACUGUUCUUUUAAAUAAAAAUGGAAACAAAGAAUCAAAUAUAUUUAAGGAUGAGCUUCUUCGACUUAUUGAUUACCAAGCUCUGAUAUAUCAAAUCGUACUUUUGGCUUCCAAUGAUCGCCUCAAAAUAUUAGCUAACGAAGUUCUUUUUGAAGUAUUUUCGGAAGAAUUCUUCUACGAUUAUUACAGAAAAGCGUUACUGAGAAAAGAACCAACAAGUCAAUCCCUUAUUAUACUACUUUUACUUUUGACAUAUAAGAGCUCGGAUAGUAUUUCGGAGUACAAGAGUGAUUUGAUAAGCUUCUUUAUCAAAGGAAUAAUUUCUGCCAAAAAUAAACCAAAUCUUUCUGCAGUGCAUCAUUGCGGUGCUUUUCUUAAAAAUAUUACAAGUAGCGAAUUUGAGAAUCAACUAUUGCCUCCAAUACAACGGGCUUUGCUACGAAAUCCAGAAAAUGUACUACAAGUUGUUGGAUUAAUAAUAAAUGAAGUGAAUUUCGACUUAAGCCCACAUGCGCUAAAGUUAGCAAAAGUGAUCGUACCAAGCCUUGUUUCAAAAGAUUUUGCCAUUUGGAAUGACGCUAUUGACACAAUUAAAUAUCUUGCAGUAAAAUGUUCAAAAGUAGACAUAAUUUCGGAAAUAUUCGAAACCUUUUUUGGAAUACUGAAUGGACCAGAAGGAAAAAAUACCGUUGCUGAAAUCCGCAUUAAUGUAUUACAGUGUACGGGAAUUCUAAAAUAUAACAGCGUGCCGAUAUCCGAAAUUUCCAAAAUGUAUCCACUUGUGAUAGAAUCCUUUUCAAAAAUCCUGUAUUCUGAAGUCCACGAAAAGGUUUUAUGUAAAUGCCUGGAAGCGUAUGGCAUGUGGUCAGCAGAAUUUCCAGAUGAAUUCUAUAUUUCUAUGUGCAAUGUAUUUCAAAAAGGUCUUGGGAUGAAAACUACUACUCAAGUUGUUCGUUUGUCAUAUCUACAAUGGCUUUUAACGACUAGUAAUAGAAACAUUUUUGUCGAGGACAAAUUAAUUACAUGCUUGUUGCAGAUUUUUGAGAAAGGAGUUCAAAGUUCAUCACAAAUUGCAUUUGUGUCAGAAGCGGUUAUUGCCACAUGCAUUCUUUUGAAGAUUGAUGGAUCGGAAAAACGAGAUAUGUUUGCUGGUUUUUGGAAUAACAUUUUGGACCUAAACAAAUCUGUAUUUUUUACAGACCGUUUUGUAGCUUCUGCUUCACCUGACAUACUGUGUUGCAUCAUUCUAAUUGCUGAACGACUGCUGGUAGACCACUACAAAAAUAUUAGGGGAAAUCACGAUGUUCUAUAUAAAAUAAUAGUCUCAUCAAUUCUCAACAGUUCUGAAAAGGUUAGGCAACAAGUUAAUAACGUUGUUGUUGAACUUGCAGCAUCGAAACAAAACAUUAUGUUCGCAAAAUCAAUUAUUGAUGAGCUAGACAAAUAUUUAACAACAUAUGAAAAGAAUCUGGAUACAAACGAAGCUGACAUACUCGCAAAAUCAUUAAUUAAAACAAUUUAUUUAAUUUCCAACAUGUCAAAUCUACCCAACAUUGAAGCCGAAUCUUUAUCACUUCAGUUAAUAAUUAUGUGUCAUCAUCCCUUAAUAGCAAACGUUGAACCUGAUUUGUGGGAGAAUUUGCUUAAAAAUCAAUUCCAUCUAAAUCCAAUAAAAUUUAUUUCAUCGAAUCCGAAGAAAAUAUUCGAUAUUGCAAUAAAUAAAUUUAAGCCAACAUCCCAAUAUGAGAAUGCAAUUGCCACUUUAACACGAUUAAGCCCUGACAAAUUUUUAUCACUGCUAAUAUCGGAAGUUUCGUCUAAACUUAUUGAGCCAAAUUUAAUUAAUAUAACGGAUGAUGAAUAUUUUACCUUUUUAACACCCGAAGGAGAGUUGUAUGACAAAAGCGUCUAUCCAAACCACGAUGAAAUCUAUUGCACAACUGGCCUAAAAAGAGAGAAUAAGGCUUAUAGUUAUAAAGAGCAGCUGGAGGAGCUUCAGUUAAGAAGAGAAAUAGAGGAAAAGAAACGGAAAGAGGGGAAAGGAAAACCAAUUAAGUUAACAACAAAACAACAAGAAACGAUAAGAGCACAAACAGAAAAGGAACAAUUGAUUAGAAAUCGACUUAGUACCUUAAAUAAUCAAUUGAUAUGUUCCAUUAAAAUGAUGGGCGCUUCUUCAAAAGGAAAUGCUAAACAAUUUUCUCUUCACUUUCCAAAACUACUUCCCGUUAUUUUGAAUGCAAUGAAAUCACCCUUAUCUGCAGAGCUCUUAGUAGAUCUUUAUUAUAAUCUACACAAAGCAUGUUUUAUUAAUUCAAAAUUGGGAGAACAAAUUGCAAUAACAACUAUACGUCUGGCCGAACCUCGCUGUGAUCUAAAUUCAAAUUGGUUGGUUCAAAAUUUGAAUGACGCCGUUGUGGAUACUUUGGUUGCAUUAAAAAUGUAUACUUUAGAUGAUCAUAAAACUUUGGAUUGUCCUGCAUUUACAUAUUCUUUCCAAUUCAUUGAAAGAGCUCUUCGGGAUAAAUAUGUUGUGAACAAUGAAGCAUUACAAAUAUCUGGCAUCAAAAUAAUUGAAAAACAUGCUCAAAAAAGAGGAACUACACCUACUGGUGACUUACUUGACUUCCAACAUCCAAAAUAUAUGCCUGUUAUGGAUAUGUUCAGUUUGCUGCUUUUUGUUAUACGUGUACAUUGCGGACUAAUACGAAGUAAAGCCUUGAAUGCACUACUUGAAGUUGCAAAAUGCAACACGGGCGACGAUUAUUGCACAACGGCACGACAAACCGAAAUCGACUUAUUUUUAAAAGCGUUGGAGGACAGUAUGGAUGGCAUUAGGGAUGCAGCUCUACGCGUGUUACUAAUCUUACAUAAAUCGUUAGAAUAUGAAUGUAAAAAUGAUGUUGAUUUUGCAGUUCGUUUAAAAAAUAGUGCUUGGCUUGCUAAAUUUGAUGUAUUCAUAGACAACCGAUUACUAGGGAUAGAACUUUGGGAGAAUCUUAAUUUAGACCUUCCAGAAUAUACCCAAAUAUUACCUUAUGUGACUCAUCCCGAAGUUUGCAUUCAAAAAGCUGCUUCGGAAUCUUUGCAACCAUUGUUGCAAAAAGAUCCGUCGCGUACAAAAGGAGUUUUAAAAAGACUUUUAAAAAUAUAUAAUGAAAAACUUACAAAAAUUCCUCCAAAAUUAGACAAAUUUGGUCGUGAAAUUGAACCUGCAUUAGACCAGUGGCAAUCAAGAAGAGGAGUUGCAAUAGCAAUCUCAAAAGCUGCAAUAUAUUUUUCACUUGAUGAUGUGAACCACGUAAUGCAAUUCAUGGUUUCUUCAGGACUUGGAGAUAGUGAUGAGAUCGUCCACAAAGAAAUGUUGGCUUCUGCUCUUACUAUUGUUGAUAUUCAUGGUAAGGAAACCAUCAUUAAUCUGCUGCCAGUUUUUGAGGAUUUUCUUGAUAAGGCACCAAAAUCGGAAAGAUAUGACAAUAUAAGACAAGCUGUUGUCAUUUUAAUGGGUUCUUUAGCCCGUCAUUUGGAGAAGGAUGAUCCUCGAAUUGAACCAAUAGUUAAAAGGUUAUUAUCAGCUUUAUCGACACCAUCGCAGCAAGUACAAGAAGCUGUCUCAAACUGCCUUCCACACUUAAUGCCGUCAGUAAGAGAUGAAGCUCCAAUAAUGAUAAAACGUCUUUUGCAGUUGCUAGUAAAAUCUGAAAAAUAUGGAGAACGUAGAGGUGCUGCAUAUGGUAUAGCAGGUAUUGUCAAAGGAUUAGGUAUUCUAUCCCUAAAACAGUUUGAUAUAAUGACCAAGCUUACAACCUAUAUUCAGGAAAAGAAAAAUUACAAAUCAAGAGAAGGAGCUUUGUUUGCAUUUGAAAUUUUAUGUACUACUCUUGGAAGGCUCUUUGAACCUUAUAUAGUCCAUGUACUCCCCCACUUAUUACAAUGUUUUGGCGAUUCUUCACAAUACGUUCGACAGGCCGCAGAUGAUACCGCUAAAGUUGUAAUGGCAAAGUUAUCAGCGCAUGGUGUAAAAUUGGUUCUGCCAUCACUACUUGAAGCAUUGGACGAAGACUCUUGGAGAACAAAAACUGCGUCUGUGGAGCUAUUAGGGGCGAUGGCUUAUUGUGCCCCCAAACAACUUUCGUCAUGCUUACCAUCUAUAGUGCCUAAAUUAAUUGAAGUGUUGGGAGAUUCUCAUACAAAAGUACAGGAAUCUGGAGCUGAUGCUCUUAAGGUUAUAGGAUCAGUUAUUAAAAACCCAGAAAUACAAGCUUUAGUUCCGGUUUUGUUAAAAGCUCUAGAAGAUCCCUCCAGGAAUACUUCUGUUUGUCUUCAAAGCUUGCUUCAAACAAAAUUUGUUCAUUUUAUUGAUGCCCCAUCCCUUGCUUUAAUAAUGCCGGUAGUGCAAAGGGCAUUCAUGGAUCGUUCCACGGAAACUCGAAAAAUGUCUUCUCAAAUUAUUGGAAACAUGUAUUCUUUAACAGACCAAAAAGAUUUGACACCUUAUCUUCCUAAUAUAAUUCCGGGUCUUAAAAUGUCGUUAUUGGAUCCAGUUCCAGAGGUAAGAGCAGUUUCUGCCCGUGCAUUAGGUGCUAUGGUGAGAGGGAUGGGUGAAUCAUCAUUUGAAGAUUUACUUCCAUGGUUAAUGCAAACUCUUACAUCUGAAUCAAGUAGUGUCGAUCGAAGUGGUGCCGCACAAGGUCUUUCGGAGGUUGUAGGCGGUCUUGGCGUAGAGAAAUUACACAAGCUUAUGCCUGAAAUCAUAGCUACAGCUGAAAGAAAUGACAUUGCUCCUCACGUGAAAGACGGCUACAUAAUGAUGUUUAUAUACAUGCCAAAUACAUUUCCUCAAGAUUUUACACCUUACAUCGGGCAAAUCAUAAAUCCAAUCCUUAAAGCCCUGGCUGAUGAGAAUGAGUACGUUCGCGACACGGCAUUAAAAGCUGGCCAACGAAUUGUAAAUCUUUAUGCAGAAACAGCCGUUACCUUGUUAUUGCCUGAGCUUGAAAAAGGACUAUUCGAUGACAACUGGCGUAUCCGAUUUAGUUCUGUGCAGCUUUUGGGUGAUUUGUUAUACAGAAUAUCUGGAGUUUCAGGAAAAAUGACUACAGAGACUGCAAGCGAAGAUGAUAACUUUGGAACUGAGCAAUCACAUACUGCAAUUAUAAGAUUUUUGGGAAAUGAAAGGCGCAAUAGAGUACUUUCCGGACUUUAUAUGGGUCGUAGUGAUGUUUCACUUAUGGUUCGCCAAGCAGCUCUGCAUGUGUGGAAAGUCGUUGUAACAAACACGCCAAGAACUUUGAGAGAGAUUCUCCCUACAUUGUUUGGGUUGUUAUUAGGUUGUUUGGCCAGUACAAGCUACGAUAAAAGGCAAGUUGCUGCGCGGACGUUGGGGGAUUUAGUAAGGAAACUUGGAGAACGUGUAUUACCAGAAAUAAUUCCUAUUCUUGAAAAUGGACUAAACUCUGAACAUGCGGAUCAACGUCAGGGUGUGUGCAUUGGCCUGUCUGAAAUAAUGGCUUCAACGUCUAAGGAAAUGGUGCUAUCGUUCGUUAAUAGCUUAGUACCUACAGUAAGAAAAGCACUAUCAGAUCCCCUUCCAGAAGUUCGAAUAGCUGCAGCAAAAACAUUUGAUUCACUUCACACAACAGUUGGAUCAAAAGCUUUGGAUGAUAUACUCCCUUCGAUGUUGGAAGGUCUUUCAGAUCCUAAUCCUGAAAUAGUUGAAUACACAUUAGACGGCCUUCGACAAGUUAUGACAAUUAAGUCUCGCGUUGUGCUUCCAUAUUUAGUUCCACAGCUAACUACGCCACCUGUUAACACUAAGGCACUUUCAAUUCUUGUAUCUGUAGCAGGGGAUGCACUUACAAAAUAUUUACCUAAAAUUCUUCACGCUUUAUUGCAAGCACUGUCUGAAGCGCAAGGUAGUUCAAAUGAGUCGCUUGAGUUAGAAUAUUGCCAGGUUGUGGUUUUAUCAGUAAGUGACGAUUUUGGAAUUCGAACCAUAUUGGAUACUUUAAUGGAAUCCGCAAAAUCUGAACAUUUAGUCACACGAAAGUCAUCUGCGUGUUUAUUGUCUGCAUUUUGUAUACACACACCUGGAAACUAUGGGCAAUAUGUGCCCCAAUUAUUACGAUGUCUUCUUCGAUUACUUGCAGAUGAAGAUCGAGACAUUUUGCAGCGAUCAUGGGAAGCAUUGAAUGCAGUUGUGAAAGGUUUAGACUCUUGUCAGCAAAUUGCGCAUGUGUCGGAUGUGAGACAAGCUGUACGUUUUGCAGCCAGUGAUUCUAAGGACAUUGAACUGCCAGGAUUUUGUCUGCCUAAGGGUAUUGCUCCUUUAUUACCAGUUUUCCGAGAAGCUAUACUUAACGGUCUCCCUGAAGAAAAAGAAAAUGCGGCUCAGGGUUUAGGAGAAAUAAUUGUUCUUACGAGUGCCCAAUCAUUACAGCCUUCGGUUGUCCAUAUAACAGGUCCGCUAAUUCGAAUUUUGGGUGACCGCUUCAAUGCUGGAGUAAAAGCUGCUGUUCUUGAGACAUUAGCAAUACUUUUGCACAAAGUUGGUGUAAUGUUAAAACAAUUUUUACCCCAACUUCAAACUACUUUUUUGAAAGCUCUGUAUGAUCAAAAUCGAACGGUUCGCAUGAAAGCUGGAAAUGCAUUAUCUGAGCUCGUUGUUAUUCAUACUAGAGCAGACCCACUUUUCAAUGAAAUUCACAAUAGUUUGAAAUCGAGUGAUGACCCUGCAAUUCGAGAAACAAUGUUACAUGCUCUUCGCAGUGUUAUUACACCAGCUGGUAAUAAGAUGUCUGAGAUAUUAAAAAAAAAUGUAACUGCAACGUUAGUUAGCUUUCUCGGACACCAGGAAGAUGUGACACGUAGCGCUGCAGGGGGAUGCAUGGGAUCAUUGCUCAAAUAUUUGCACUGUGAUCAAGUGCAAGACCUUGUACUUAAUAAUAUGCUAAUGUAUGAAUGUGACGAUCCAUUUUUAAAACAUGGCUGUACAGUUUUUCUAUUUGUUUCCCUAAAAGAAAGUGCAGAAGUAGUCCUAAGCUCUGGGCACGAAGCAGAAAUAUUAUCAUGUGUCGUAUCACUUAUAUCGACCGACAAAGUUCCAAUAGCAAGUAAUGGAAUACGGGCUGCUGCAUAUCUAAUAGAACAUUGCCUUUUAACGCACAGACCUAUAUCACCGCAACUUAUCUAUGCAUUUUCACGAGCAAUGAACCAUAAUAGUAAUGAAAUAAAGCAAUUGGUGGCUAAAAGCUGCAAUCAUAUUGCUAAAUCCGUAAAAAGUAAAACUCUUCCACCAGAACUGAUUAAAUACCUGAUUCCAAUGCUUGUAAAUGGCACGAAGGAAAAAAAUGGUUAUGUUAAAUCCAACUCUGAAAUAGCUCUUAUAACAAUUUUACAACUAAGAGAUGAUGAAGCCGUUUUUAACAAUGUAUGCCAGAUACUGGAUACAGGUGCUCGAGACUCCUUAUCCGAAGUAGUUUUUAAAGUUCUUCGCAAAGCCGCUGUACAUCCCGCAGGAAAGGACGACGAGCUUGAUGAUACCAUUUUAAUUUAAAAUGUACACGAUCCAAUCAUUUGUUGCUUUUAAAUGCAGUUUCGCCACUAUGUCAUUAUUUCUAUUUACUGCUGAAUAUGUAUGUACAUUGUAUUGAAUAAAGUAACCACAUGUUUUCACUUAUUUUGCACUA
Stomoxys calcitrans (stable fly) is the source of this 8183-nucleotide messenger RNA. It is a transcript of the gene l(3)80Fj, whose product is annotated as stalled ribosome sensor GCN1. Gene Ontology annotation, molecular function: protein kinase regulator activity. The coding region runs from base 140 to 8050 and encodes 2636 amino acids. NCBI's taxonomy places the organism in Eukaryota, Metazoa, Arthropoda, Insecta, Diptera, Muscidae. The transcript has 4 exons. Gene Ontology annotation, biological process: cellular response to amino acid starvation; regulation of translation. The record is from RefSeq and is a predicted model, not a curated record. Gene Ontology annotation, cellular component: cytosol.